Messenger RNA from Bipolaris zeicola 26-R-13, 1620 nucleotides. RefSeq lists its product as uncharacterized. The transcript is spliced from 2 exons. The coding region runs from base 1 to 1620 and encodes 539 amino acids. Lineage: Eukaryota; Fungi; Ascomycota; Dothideomycetes; Pleosporales; Pleosporaceae. The record is from RefSeq and is a predicted model, not a curated record.
AUGGGUGAAUUGGCGGGAGAUGUUCGACAUCCGAAGCAAAAAGAACCUUAUUAUUUCGUCCUGGCUCAUCAAGGCAACCCAGCAGCGGAGAGCAUUCUGAUUCGACCAUUUCUGCACGAUUUUAGACAGCAAGAAUCAGCUUCGUGGGCAAGACAACGCCUUUACGAGUGCGAAAUUAACCAUCCGGAUUGCGUAUUGCCAACCUCUCCGUUUCUUCCCAGAAGGUUGUUGGAAAUCAAUACAUUCAGUGAAGAGAGCGGAAUGUGCGUCCGCGUUCAUUUGAAAACUUCCUCCGAACCCGAUGCCGCCAGAACAAAAUACGCGACUCUAUCCUACUGUUGGGGAGGUCCACAAGAGUUCCAGUUGAAAGAUGGCACAGAAGACACGUUAAAGAGUGGGGUAUCAGCUUCAAUUCUUCCCAAAACCAUCCGUGACGCUAUCCAAGUGACCUCGAAUCUUGGGAUUCGUUGGAUUUGGAUCGACAGUCUUUGUAUUCACCAAGACAACUCAGAGGAUAAAGCGACCGAAGUUGCGCAAAUGCACAAAAUAUAUGCAGGUUCUUUCAUUACACUCUCAGCUAGUAGGGCUAGCAGUUGCAAUCAAGGGUUUCUUCAUCAAUGCUCUCUGCCUGCUCCAGGGACAAUCGGGUACAGAUUACCCUUUGCUUCGCCAUCUGGAAGACUAGGAUCCGUAAUACUCUCUAGCAAUCAGAUGAAAUCGCCGAUUGAUGAACGCGGCUGGACUUUCCAAGAGCAUCUGCUUGCCCGUCGAGUUCUUCGAUUUACCGAUUUCGAACUCCACUGGUCUUGUGGGAGUAUUUCGAUGCAUGAGAAUGAUACAAUUCAAUGCUUACCAUCAUCACUCAUUCGCCUCCUAGACAAGAUGUACAAGAUGUAUAAGGGUAUUCGUACCGAGAACCGAAGCUGCAGGAAUUGGAUGGACAUUGUUGAGCAUUAUACUUAUCGCGAGUUAUCGGACGAGUGGGAUAGACUUCCAGCAAUAUCUGGAAUAGCCCAGGCUUGGGCUCAAACAUCAAAUGAUCGCUAUCUUGCAGGCCUCUGGGAAUCACAUCUUCCUUUAGGGCUACUGUGGUCCCAUGAACAGCCAUUUCGGCAAGACGAAUUCCAAGCAUAUCGUGCACCUUCAUGGUCAUGGGCUUCUACCGUUGGAUUUGUCAAGUGGCAUACUUUUAUGCACACCGAAAUUGAUCCUAGACUCGAACUCAUAUCAUGCAUAACACAACCUGCUCAUCCCCAGGCACCGUACGGCACUGUGCGAUCCGGAUCAUUAAUUGUGUGUGGUCUCGUACAACAGACCGUAUCCGAUAAUAAUCCAGAGUUUCCGGCAUUAAAAAAUGAAGAUAACGAAUAUCUUGAUCUUGAUCUGGCACACGUUGACCUUGAUUUCUGGGACGAGACACUUGCUUCCAAGAUCGAUGACAGCAGGAUAUUCAGUCUUCAGAUAUGUUGCUUCGACGAAACUACUGGCAAGGGGCCAUCAGGACUUAUCCUUACUACGAAAGACGGAAAGGAGUUUCUAGGAUUGGAAUGUUUUUCUUUGAGCCACCGCGAAGAGACGAUUUGGAGGAGCUUGAUGAUUUCGAGGCACUGCUUGAUCUAG